UCUGUCCGUCCAUUGUUCCCGCGGAUCUUUGAUUGCCAAUGCCAAGGGUUUAGCUGAGAUUUUCUAUUUACUUUACUCAUCUGCCCAUAAACAGACGAAUAAAAAAAUAGAAUAAUUGCAACAGAAAAAAAAGGGGAAUAAUUGCGAUGAUCCCUUCUCAUAUGCAAAUGGGAACACAAGACGGAUGGUGUGAGAUUUUUCUAAUCAGGAGAUUCUCCUGAUUCUCAGUGGCUUUAUGUGCUUCGGUUGAAGUGAGAUUUGGUGCUGCGGGAAAUGGGGGUGAGGGGUUUUUCUUGCUGGGUUCUUCUUCUUCUUGCUGCUCUCUCCAUUUUCCCUGUUGCUGUUGCCAAAGAUCCUUUCAAGUCCAUUUUAGGACAAGAAAAUCUAGGAUCUUGGAAGGAUCAAAUACUGAAUUCUACUGCAGAAGCUCCAGGGCCUUUCAGUGACGUCGGCACGCUUGUAUUAGCCGAAAAUCGGACAAAACGGCCCGACAUUCUUUCGAAAUUUCAUAAAUAUAGAGGUGGAUGGGACAUUACCAAUCAGCAUUACUGGGCAUCUGUGGGAUUUACAGGUGCCGCAGCAUUCAUUGUCGCCGUCGUGUGGUUCUUCUCCUUUGGGACAGCUCUUGUGGUGCAAUACUUUUGUGGAUGUAAGAUAAACCUCGGGUACAAAGAAUCGAGCUGGUCCCUUUGGAUAUAUCUUUUGCUGCUUGUUGCUUUUACCACCGCUGCAGCGGUUGGAUGUAUUUUGCUGUCGGUUGGACAGGAUGAUUUCCAUGGAAAAGCAUUGGAUACUUUGGAUUAUGUAGUGAAUCAAUCGGAGUACACUGUUCAUGUUCUCAGAAACGUCACGGGUUAUUUAUCGCUGGCUAAGACAGUCAACGUCGCGCAAACUUUCCUACCUUCGGAUGUUAAAGAUGGUAUCGAUAAGAUUAAUGUUGAUUUAGAUAAUGCUGCAGACAUGUUGGAGCAGAAGACCGAUGAAAACUCGAGGCGGAUACAGAAAGUCUUCAAUACAGUGCGUUCGUCGCUUAUUGUUGUUGCAGCUGUGAUGCUCCUCAUAUCCAUCGUAGGCCUUGUGCUGUCUAUCCUCAGGCAUCAACAUGUGAUACACAUAUUCAUUGUCAGCGGAUGGCUGCUCGUGGCAGUUACGCUUGUCCUUUGUGGUGUUUUCGCUAUUCUAAACAACGCAAUUUCCGACACUUGUCUAGCAAUGGGAGAAUGGGUGGAGAACCCGCACGCCGAGACAGCGCUUAGCAACAUCCUUCCGUGCGUCGACCAGCGAACCACAAAUCAGACGCUGUUCAAGAGCAAACAAGUCAUCAACAACAUCGUAAACAUAGUGAACGUAUUCGUAAGCUCGAUCGCCAACUCGAACCCGCCUCCACAAGCUACCCCGAAUUACUACAACCAGUCAGGUCCCGUCGUACCACAGCUCUGCUACCCAUACGACGGCGAUCUACAAGAUCGACCGUGUUCGCCUCAGGAGCUGUCCAUGGAAAACGCAUCUCUGGCGUGGCAGAACUUUACAUGCACGAUGUCGUCGAGCGGUCUGUGCGCGAGCGUCGGGAGGCUGACUCCGCCGAUAUACACCGAGCUGGUGGUGGCGGUAAACGUGAGCUACGCACUCGAGCAUUACGCCCCGCCAUUGCUCAGCCUCCAAGACUGCAAUUUCGUACGCGACACGUUCACGAACAUCACGGCGAGAUACUGCCCGCCGUUGGAGCACGAUCUCCGGCUCGUCAACGCCGGUUUGGCGCUCAUCUCGGUAGGCGUCAUGCUGAGCCUGGCGCUGUGGAUGCUCUUUGCAAACCGCCCCCGAAGGGAGGAAGUGUUCGCUAAAUUAAGAGGCAGCUGCAGUGGCAAGAACACCAGCAAGAGUGGCAACAAUAGUGUAGCUACAUCAACUGGUACCACUCCAAGAAUUGGAGCUUAGAGUGCCUUUCUGUAUGUCGAUCACAGCAAGAAAUGGUGUUUUUGGGCUAACGUAGAUUUAAAGAAAGGUUGUCUGUAUUAAACUAUUAUUGUUUAUUUUAGUGUUAAAUCUGAUUAUGGAAAUAUAAGAAAAAUCAAAUCUUGAAAAUA
Messenger RNA from Andrographis paniculata, 2084 nucleotides. RefSeq lists its product as uncharacterized. The transcript has 9 exons. Gene Ontology annotation, cellular component: membrane. The coding region runs from base 274 to 1935 and encodes 553 amino acids. The record is from RefSeq and is a predicted model, not a curated record. NCBI's taxonomy places the organism in Eukaryota, Viridiplantae, Streptophyta, Magnoliopsida, Lamiales, Acanthaceae.